Molecule: messenger RNA, 1464 nt
Organism: Suillus subalutaceus
Lineage: Eukaryota; Fungi; Basidiomycota; Agaricomycetes; Boletales; Suillaceae
Exons: 5
Coding region: 1-1464 (487 amino acids)
Source: RefSeq, a predicted model, not a curated record
AUGACCAAGGUAUCUCACCAGUCCCGCCAGUCUCGGCAGGCGUGGACUUCGGAGCAUUUGCUCCACGAGCGCGCUAUUGCGCUCGGUUUUACUCUGGCUAAAUCAACAUCAGCUUCUUACGACUCAGCACUCGCAUCAUAUAUCGAAUUCUGCCGACUGCAUAACCUCGCCCUCACGCCAACUCCUGAUACAUUCUCCUUCUAUGCCGUCUGGAUGUCUGCAUACAUCCUCCCAACGUCUGUUGACGUCUACCUCUCAGGAAUCUGCAAUAAACUCGAAGACGAAUUUCCUGAGAUCUGCGCAGCAUUAGCACAGGUAUGGGUAACUCGCGGCGGGUCGCGGGUAUGGGUACUGGCGGGUAUGGGUGCGGGUUGGGAUUUUGAGACCCGUGACCCACGUACCCGUCACUUCCAUAUAUGGUCGUCUGCUGCGGCAACUGCCGUAGUCUGCGGCAAUGACGAAGACUUGUAUCAGGUCAUCGCACUUCAGAGGGAAGCGCUGGCUGUGCACCCGGUUGGUCACACAGAUUGGUCCUCGUCAUUAAAUGACCUUGGGAAUCAACUCUCCUCCCGCUUUCAGCACCGAGGCAAUAGAGAAGACCUCAAUGAGUCUCGAGAGAACCUAUGCUGUGCAUUGACUCUGUUGACGCAACAUGAUCCUCGUCAAUUAGUAGUCCACAACUCGCUAGCUAAGGUCUAUCUAUCAUUCCAUCAUUCGGGGCUUGACGGUACCGGAGUGGGCGAAGAUACUAACAGUCUGAAUUCUGCAAUGCAUCAUCUUAAAGCAACAGCAAAUGUUGUCUCCAGAGGCUCACUAUCUCGCCUGCGAGCAAGUCUAUGCUGGGUUCAAUAUGCUAGUCAACAUUCACAUGCCACCGAGCUGGAGGCUUAUGCAACUUCCAUGCAACUUCUGGACGCUUACAUGUCCACGACAGCUUCAGUAUCGUCUCGUCACAAUAUCAUGAAGGACUUCCCAAGAACGCUUGCCAUGGAUGCUGCAUCGUGUGCUCUUCGUAGUGGUGAUAUUACACGACUCCGUACGCCUCUUGACAGCCUCCAGACACGCGGCGAUCACGCAGCGGCCCUGAUGAAGAAAUUCAGAGACCUCAGCUCCCUCCUCGAUAACCCUCCUGCGAACAAUCGAGAAGCAACCACAAGAGUCCAUGUAGAAGCAGAAGAAGCCCGGUACAGUUUACAACUCUCCACCCGCUUUCGCCACUCAACUCUCCACCUGCUUUCACCAUUGAGUCACACACAUUGGUCCAUGUCAUUAACUAACCUUACGACUCAACUCUCCACCCGCUUUUGCCACCGAGGCAACAACGAAGACUUAGAUGAGGCUAUUGCACUUCAUACGGAAGCGCUGGCUUUGCGCCUGGUCAGUCACACAGAUCGGCCGUUGUCACUCGCGACUCGACUCUCCACCCACUUUCACCACCGAGGCAAUGACGAAGGCUCAGAUUAG